This is a messenger RNA of Trichoderma virens Gv29-8, 897 nucleotides long. RefSeq lists its product as uncharacterized. Lineage: Eukaryota; Fungi; Ascomycota; Sordariomycetes; Hypocreales; Hypocreaceae. The transcript is spliced from 2 exons. Bases 1 to 897 code for a protein of 298 amino acids. The record is from RefSeq and is a predicted model, not a curated record.
AUGAACGAGUUUGACUGUACUCUGUCCCCCAAGGCAGACGAGAUUGUUUCGUCGCUUAUCCGCAACGGCGGCUGCAUCCUCCGGAAGUUUAUCACAGACAGCCACAUCCUCAGUGCAAUCGAAAAGGACGUCCGUCCAUAUAUUGAAGCAGACCAGCCCUGGAAAGGAGUUGAUUUCUUUCCUCCACAAACUCGCCGUGUUCUGGGCUUGGUAGGCAAAUCAACUGCCUUCACCCACGCCAUCCCUGCCAACCAUUUAUACCGCAGUGUUUGCUCACGGCUCCUCUCUUCAACAAACCGGUCUUGGUAUGGAUAUCAGCUAAACACUACAGUCUCGGAGCCUCAGUUAAGCAACACGGUCGUCUUCUCCAUAGGUCCUGGCGCUAAGCGUCAGGAACUACACCGUGACGACUCGAUUCAUCAUAACAGGCUGCCAGAGCUGCAGAGCUAUCAUGACUACCGCAUUGGGAGAGAUACCAGCGUAGGUCUCUUUGUGGCCGGUAAGAAGACAACUCAAGAAAACGGGGCCACGCGCUUUAUUCCAGGGUCGCAUCUUUGGGGCGAGGAGAGGUGUCCUGAUGAAGCGCUCUCUUGCUACGCAGAGCUGGAACCGGGCGAUGCGUUUAUUAUGCUCGCUUCGUGUUACCACGGUGGAAGUGCGAAUACGACCACGGAUGAAGAGAGGCUUGUGUACAGCUGUUUUAUGACCAAGGGCUUCCUUCGACAGGAGGAAAACCAGUAUCUUGCAAACCCCCCUGAGAAGAUCAAAGAGUACUCGCAGGAGGUGCUAAGAUUUAUUGGAUAUUCAGUGAGCAAACCUUUUUUGGGUUGGGUUAAUCUUGAUGACCCCCUCAAGAUUUUGUACGGGGAUAAUUUUAAGGGCGAGGAAAUGCGGUGA